Messenger RNA from Sycon ciliatum, 3508 nucleotides. RefSeq lists its product as uncharacterized. Bases 821 to 2473 code for a protein of 550 amino acids. The transcript is spliced from 2 exons. NCBI's taxonomy places the organism in Eukaryota, Metazoa, Porifera, Calcarea, Leucosolenida, Sycettidae. The record is from RefSeq and is a predicted model, not a curated record.
CAGGCCAACUGGCCCCCUAGAUAGCUGUGGAGGUUGCACUCUCCUCGCCUCAUCAACGUUGGCCUGGAUGCCUCUCAGUGUCUGAACCGUGCAUGGCUUGAUAAGCAAUACAUGUGCUGGCGUCUGCUGUCCAUACUGACCUUGCUAUUGCUAGUACUAGUAAGUACGAACUCCAGUCCAGGCCUAGACCAACAUCACAGUGUUAUUAGCACAGGGUGACAACAGCACUGUGAAGUGGUGUGAGGAGCUUAUCUCUGCACAGUUUUCUGAGCGUAUCCUGUCCUUUUGCCUGGUCAAUGGAGGGACAACCAACAUGCUAGUAGUAGUAAUGGCAGUGGUCCAUGGUGGUCUCCUGAGACAAAGACAAGUCCAUUCUCCUGUACUGUAGCUAGCAGUGAGUGAGUGAGUGCGCUGAAGGAGGCAGCUCUAAAAACGCUGCAUUCUUUCUGUCGUGUGGCACCUCUGUGGUCGCUCGCUGGUGAAUUGCUUUCACGCCUACAACAAACGAGAGUUCCGAUCCGGGACUAAGCAGCAAGCUGUCUCUACUGGGCUGAGCCACGUCAAACCUUGCAGUUGCACUGUUUCAGAGUUUGUGUUGCUCGCCGGACGACUUGACAGAGCUGCAGCGUUCGGACAGUUUUGUCAGCUCGCUAACACAUCGGGGACGGUUCAACUGGCAUUGCGUGUCCUGUGUGAACAGCUGACUGUGCGGAGUUCACGGCUGCGUGCUUUCAGGUAAAGUCCCUAGCAGCACUAUCGCUACGCUACAUUGUAGUACAAGUAGGUCGCUAGCGAGUUCAGACUACAGGGUGCCUGUGAGAUGGCAUGUUCAUCACCACCACCACCAGCAGCAGCAGAAAAGGUAUCGACGGACGGCGAGCAGCGGCAGAUAUCGCCCUUGCAGCGCAACAGGACGAUGAGUGCAACGCACCGGCUUGUGACCAUAUCACCAACACAUAGGCCAACUGAAAUCAGUAAUAGCGCUUCAGGUGACUUGGCAGUUAGUAGUCGUUCGUUGAUGCACAGUAAACCCUUCAUGACUAGUGUUGCUGUUAGCGCUGCUGCUGGUAGAGAACUAAUGGAUGGGACAGGCGGAGGCGCCACCAGAAGUCGCUCUAGCUCGCUGCUUUCGACUUGGUUCGGAACAGGAGAUGGACUGAACGAAGUGGAACAAGCUGAGUUAGAGAUCGAGAAGAUGAUCACUAAGAUUCGUCGAGACCUGAAUCACAUGCAUGAUCAGGACCUAUACUUCUCAAAGUGGAUCGGAACACUGGGUCGCAAGAUUAAUAACCUUGAGACGGCAGUCUACUCAUCCGGAGAUCAUCGGCUGAACGAUUCCCUGACGUCCGGCGAUGACGAAGUGGACAGCGCGUCGUGUGCAGAUUCCUGCGACGAUGACAGUCGACAGCCAAACGGGCACGCACCGAUCAGCGUUACGACUUACUCCACGGCACUCGAACACAACCCUCUAAGCCGGUCAUCUUCUCCAACAUCGAACGGCACGUCUAGCAGCCACUUGAAUGCGUACGCAAGUUCUACGGAUAGUGAUUACUACACUGAUUGCCGGCUGGCGCCGAUAGAAGAACGUCACUCUCAGCAGACAGUAUCAUCAGUAGGCUCUCGCACUUCACACGCAGGGAUCACCAAACCACGGGCAACGUCCUGCGACUCGGUUGACUCUCUCUACUCCAAGUCCUGCACUAGCCUACCUGGCAGCCUCUCUGGUGGAGCCGGCAGUCAUCUUAGCCGACAGGACAGCGUCAGCAGUGGCAUACAUGCAGACGAGCUUCUAGCAAUGUACUCCAAGCGCGAGAAAGGUGUUCGGCAAGAGAUGGGUUUGGCUUCGCAGGGCGGCACGCCCAACAAGCGAGCGUCGUAUUUGUCUCAGGACGCGUCCACCCUUCGCUCUCCGAGUGACACAUCGUUAGUACAGGAGCAACCUGUGGAAGAGGCGAGGUACAGCAAAAAUGCUGCUGCGGCGCCCUUGACACGGCAAGUCUCCUGGGACCUCGACACACCAGCUUGUAAGAACACAGCAAAUAGCGCCAAUACUAACACUAGCGGCAGUAGCACUGAAAAAGCCGCGCAGCAAUUAGACAAGCCGCUCACAAAGUCAACCGUACCUCACAAACCACUGCAGUAUAAUGAGAUCUUCGAGCCGCCUCUGUCCUACAGUGAAGCAUGCAUGUCACCCGGAUCACCCACCAUGGACGAUCAGUUCCUGUCGCCGCGCUUGGCCAAGCGAAACUCUGGCAUCUUCGGUUCUGUCCGCCUGCGCCAGUCGUUGCGAAACAUCACGCGAGGACGCGUGCAGACAACUACAUCGCCAAAUGAUAAGGUAGUAGCAUCAGCAAUACCGUCGGGAGUAGCUUCACCACCUGUUGCACCCGGCUCACCGACUAGUUCACCGUUUGCGAGAACGGAGAAGACAAGAUGGAGGUGGGGCAGUGUCCGUGGUAGCAGUUCCGGAUGAACUUGUGUGCAUGAACAGCAGCACUAGCAGCAGCAGCAGUUCCACUGGAGCUUGCCUAUCACCUGCAUUGGUGUGGUCUUUAACAUCUCAACUUGCCAUGCAAGGCUACAGGCUGGUGAUAGUGUAUGUGAACAUCUCGAUUGAGCCUUGCAAGGCUACAGGCUGGGUAUCGAUAGUCUGUACAUGUAUGGACAUCAUGGCCAGAGAUUUGCUUCCAUACUAUACCCGGACACGAGCGAAAUACCACUUCACUAACGCAGCAUCUCAGUUUCUGAUUGUCUGCGGCCAGUCCCGUGGUCCUGGUUCACUCAUGGCUUUGAGCUUCUGCCGAUCUCGCAAAUCAAAUGCAGAGCCAACCCCUGACAGUGUCUCAGUGUCUGGACUCUAUUAAGGAUCAUGUAGUCACGAUGUUCUUGUACCCUGUACGUGUGUAGGACAACACAUCUAGCGUAGAUUAGCGCCAGCAUGUCGUGAUCCCUAAACAUUCUCGCAGAUCCGACUAGCCGUCAUCAGUUCACCGGUCAGGCUUCGAUAGCGAACCCCCGGUGCAGACGUUUUAACUCUGGGUUUCAUCUCCACUGCCGUGGAACUUAGCUUGGAACUCCUUUUUUUGUAGUGUUGUUUUAUGUCAUCCCCACCAUCCUCAUGUUAAUAAUUAUCACUUUUACGUUUUAACGUUAUAUCCCGACGGUCAUCAACACAAAAAUACCUAUUUAUAGUUACCUUGGCCUAUUCCACACCUUUAAAUCUAACGGACAUCUUCCUGUCUUAGCACAAUAUUAUGGUGCAUGUACUAGCAUGACUCAAUUGGCCUUGAUGCCCGUCUCCUGUAGCUCUCAGCUGUGUACAGUGUGUAUCCCUACUCACUCUACAAGUUGCAAUCUUGAUUAUUCGUCACUUCUCAUUAUAGUGUACCUUGGUUUAGAAUACAGUUUGGGCUGUGUUCCGCACUAGUCAGGUUGAAAUUGUUGAGUUGACACAGUGCCACAUGUGUAAUAUUAUUAUGCUGGUCAAUUGCAUAACCAGUCACGUGUA